Messenger RNA from Laetiporus sulphureus 93-53, 2038 nucleotides. Its product is annotated as WH1-domain-containing protein. The transcript is spliced from 2 exons. The record is from RefSeq and is a predicted model, not a curated record. NCBI's taxonomy places the organism in Eukaryota, Fungi, Basidiomycota, Agaricomycetes, Polyporales, Laetiporaceae. The coding region runs from base 50 to 1801 and encodes 583 amino acids.
AUCGCACUCCGUCAUCUCCUCAGCUGCUACCGCAGCACCCUCAUCGACCAUGCCUGCUCAAUCCACUCUAUCGAGCGAGGAAAAAGGCAAAGUCAAAAGCGUAAUCAACACCGCUACAAACAAGAUCCUCACUGCCGCGCUCGCACGAAUCUACUAUGCAUACCCCCAGCCGGACGAGUGGUCGUACGCCGGAUUGCAAGGUGCUCUUGCGUUCGUUCAGGACAAGUCGAAGAACGCACUUUUCCUGAGGAUGGUGGACCUGGCGGGAACACGCGGCGUUAUUUGGCAGCAUGAGCUGUACGAGGGAUUUGAAUACUACCAGGACCGUCCGUUCUUCCACUCGUUCGCCGGUGAUGAAUGUAUGAUUGGUAUCGUUUUCUCCGAAGAGAGUGAAGCGAAGACGUUCUACAAGAAAGUAACGACGACGAAAGCCGACGCUCCUGGUAUGUUUACCGAGCCCGCACGAAUGCCGAACAAUGGACGACCUUCCCUCUCAGUUUCCCUCUCAGAGAAGCCGAAUGCAGCUCCAGCGAGAAAGAAGACGGUUAAGGGUGGACGAAUUGACAAGUCUAUGAUUUCUGGGCCCACCGCCGGGUCGUUCAAGCACGUUGCCCACAUGGGCUACGACCCUAUUUCGGGAUUCACAUCUACGAACGUCGACCCAUCGUGGUCUGCGUUCCUAAGAGAGCUGGAGGGACACGGUGUCUCGCGAGAUCUGCUCGAGCAGAAUAUGGAGUUCAUCAAGGACUUCGUUAAGGAUGCACAGAAGAAUGCUCCUGGUGCCGCUGCUGCUCCAGCGAAGAAGCCACCUCCACCCCCAGCGCCGCGGCGAGCCCGUCAGCAGGAAAGCGUCUCGAUACCUCCAACAGCGCCACCGCCUCCACCCCCUGCAGCUCCUGCGCCACCGCCUCCUGCAGCUCCUGCGCCACCACCUCCUGCAGCUCCAGCACCAUCGCCUCCUGCAGCUCCAGCACCUCCACCUCCUCGUGUGCCACCGACACGCGCUCCCCCGCCAGCUGCUCACCCACCAUCGCCUCCACCGUCCGCUCCUCCAGCCCCUCCGGCGGUACCACCCCCACGACCUCAGGCUGCACCUCCUGCACUGCCCUCUGCGCCACCUCCGCCAGCGCCUUCUCGCAGCCCUGCGCCGCCUGCUCCUGCGCCGCCGCCUCCGCGUCCCACGGCGGCACCACCUGCACCUCCUCCGCCACCACCUACACGUCCCGCUGCGGCACCACCUGCGCCUCCCACGCGCCGGCCAUCCCCGCCGUCCAGUGCACCGCCAGCUCGUCCACCGCCUCCCCCAUCCGGUGUUGCACCCCCGCCUCCUCCUCCACCACCUCCCCCAUCCGGUGGUGCACCCCCGCCUCCUCCUCCACCACCUCCUCCAUCCGGUGGUGCACCCCCGCCGCCUCCUCCGCCGCCUCCUCCCCCAUCAGGCAGUGUUGCUCCUCCACCUCCGCCGCCUCCACCUCCGCCUCUGGGGGGUGCUCCUCCUCCGCCUCCACCGCCGCCCCCCGCCGGCGGUUCGGAAGAGUCGAAGGCCAUCGAAGGAUUGCCUGCUCCGCAGCCUGGGCGAGGCGACCUGCUCGCCUCCAUCCAAGGUGCAGGCGUCCAUAUGCUUCGCAAGCGGAGCGAUUCCGCCGCACCAGCCCGCGUCGCAUCUCCACCGCCUGCGGAAGAGGCAUCCUCGGGAGGCGCUGGUGACCUUACUGCGGCAUUGGCUGCGGCGUUGCUGGAACGGAAUAAGAAGAUGGGAGAGAGUGAUGAGGAGGAAGAGGAAGAUGAUGACUGGGACUGAUGGUUCUAUCUUACAUACUGCCGUUAGCGUUACUUCCGACUGCGCAUGCACAAACAUAUUGGGUACGCUUUGAAGAUAUUACUCUAUUGAAUAUUAUUAUCUAUGUAAUCACUUCACAAGCAAUGCCCAUGAGUCAGUUGCCAAGAGGUAUAUCUUUCAACCAAAUCAUGAACCUAUGAUUUACGGCAACCCUGAAGUUCAUAUGUACUCUCCAUAGGCGGACAAUGGAAAGGCUCU